Symphalangus syndactylus (siamang) is the source of this 2909-nucleotide messenger RNA. It is a transcript of the gene ZFP69, whose product is annotated as ZFP69 zinc finger protein. NCBI's taxonomy places the organism in Eukaryota, Metazoa, Chordata, Mammalia, Primates, Hylobatidae. Gene Ontology annotation, molecular function: RNA polymerase II cis-regulatory region sequence-specific DNA binding; DNA-binding transcription repressor activity, RNA polymerase II-specific. The record is from RefSeq and is a predicted model, not a curated record. Gene Ontology annotation, biological process: regulation of cytokine production; regulation of immune system process; negative regulation of transcription by RNA polymerase II. Gene Ontology annotation, cellular component: nucleoplasm; nucleus.
UUCCCGGGAGAGGGAGGGCUCUGUGGACGCCCCCUGUGGGCGGAGCCGGCGGCCGGGGCUCAUAACCCGCCGGAAGACGCGCGGGUUGUGGCUGCUGCAGGGGGACCGCGUGAGGUGGGCCCCGGGGCCGCCAGGGCUGGAGCGAGAGCGGCCGGCGGUGCAGGCGGUCGAGAGGGCGCGGCCGGAGGGCAGAGACCAGGCGAGACACCCGGCUGCGGCCUAAGAGGCCAGGCUGGGUGGGCUUGGCUGCAGCCGCCGGCCCCGUGUUAAAGCGGCAGCCAGGGAGGUGUAUCCUCGCCCGGGUCUGCAAGACGCCGGCUCACGGCAUCCCUCCCAUUCCGGCCCUCAAAGCCUCGCUCCUGGGGAAGCGGCUGGGAAAGCCCACCCGCCUGGGCGGGCCCCUGAUGGGAAUUUGGAGCAGACCCUCGUCCACUCCGGAGGCCGAGGGUCCUCCGGGCUUCCGAAGGAAGCCGACCUAAACGCUGGACCCUUCUUGGAGAAUGAUUGCGUUGAGUGGAGAUUUGGUCUGUCUAUAAAAGGCUGGGAGGGAACAAUAUCUGUUAUCACUCAGUCCGUCUCUAAAGAGACACUCUUUACCGCUGAAAACCUCAAGAGCGAGCACUCCCAUAACCCCCGUCUCUGGUCCUACCUGGGUCCAAGGCCGAUGUGUUUUAAAUAUAUUUCUGCAGAUUCUGGAGUUCUGGAGCCAAGUGCUUCUGGAUCCCUCUAGCUUUUCCCUUUUGCUCCUCUAAAGAGUAUGGAGACAUGAACUCAAACCUAACUAACUGGCUGCCUCCCAAAGAAAGUGCUUGAUUUAAAGGGGAGUUUGUUUUCCAGAAUUGUUAAAGUCACAUCAGCCUCUAGGAACCUCCAGGUCCUGGUGCUGCAGGGACACACCAGAGUCCUGAGGGCAGGUGAUUGGAAUCUGAGCAACACCUCACAACUGUGAAGCGUCUCAUCAAGAGCUUCUGGCAAUUUCCUCACCAGAAGUGGACAAGUCCAGUAAGGCAGGCAUCAUGCCACAGCAGCUCCUGAUCACCCUGCCUACCGAGGCCAGCACCUGGGUGAAGUUGCAACAUCCAAAGAAGGCCACGGAGGGGGCGCCCCUGUGGGAGGAUGUGACUAAAAUGUUUGAAGGAGAAGCUCUGCUGUCUCAGGAUGCUGAUGACAUAAAGACCCAGAGAGAAAGUUUAGAGGAUGAAGUGACCCCUGGACUCCCGACAGCAGAAUCCCAGGAAUUGUUGACUUUCAAGGACAUAUCUAUUGACUUCACCCAGGAAGAGUGGGGGCAGCUGGCUCCUGCUCACCAGAGUCUAUACCGAGAGGUGAUGCUGGAGAACUACAGCAACUUGGUGUCAGUGGCAGGAUAUCAACUUUCCAAACCUAGUGUGAUAUCCCAGUUAGAGAAAGGAGAAGAGCCAUGGAUGGCAGAGAAAGAAGGCCCAGGAGAUCCCAGUUCAGAGACUGGGUCUUGCUGUGUUGCCCAUGCUGGCCUCGAACUCCUGGGCUCAAGUGAUUCUUCUGCCUCAGCAUCUUUAGUAGACUCAAAGAGUAAAAUGGAAACCACUGAGUCAACUGCAAAGAGUGCCAUUUCACAGGAGUGCUUAUAUCAUGGCAUUAUGAUGGAAAGGUUCAUGAGGGAUGAUAUAAUUUAUUCCACAUUGAGAAAAGUCUCCACAUAUGAUGAUGUCUUAGAAAGGCACCAGGAAACUUGUGUGAGAGAUGUGAGACAAGCCAUCUUGACCCAUAAGAAGAGAGUCCAAGAAACUAACACAUUUGGGGAAAAUAUCAUUGUGCAUUCAAAUGUUAUUAUUGAACAGAGGCACCAUAAAUAUGAUACACCUACAAAGCGGAACACAUACAAAUUAGAUUUGAUUAAUCAUCCAACAAGUUACAUAAGAACAAAAACCUAUGAAUGUAAUAUAUGUGAAAAAAUCUUCAAACAACCUAUUCACCUUACUGAACAUAUGAGAAUUCAUACUGGUGAGAAACCUUUCAGAUGUAAGGAAUGUGGAAGGGCCUUUAGUCAAAGUGCUUCCCUCAGUACACACCAGAGAAUCCAUACUGGUGAGAAACCCUUUGAAUGUGAGGAAUGUGGGAAAGCCUUCAGACAUCGCUCAUCACUUAAUCAGCAUCAUAGAACUCACACUGGAGAGAAACCCUAUGUAUGUGAUAAAUGUCAGAAAGCUUUCAGCCAGAACAUUAGCUUGGUUCAACAUUUGAGGACUCAUUCUGGAGAGAAACCCUUUACUUGCAAUGAAUGUGGGAAAACCUUUAGACAGAUUAGACACCUUAGUGAACAUAUAAGAAUUCAUACUGGGGAGAAGCCCUAUGCAUGCACUGCAUGUUGUAAAACCUUUAGUCAUAGAGCGUAUCUAACACAUCACCAGAGAAUCCAUACUGGGGAGAGACCCUACAAAUGUAAAGAAUGUGGAAAAGCCUUUAGGCAGAGGAUACACCUUAGCAACCAUAAAACUGUUCAUACAGGAGUGAAAGCAUAUGAAUGCAACCGCUGUGGAAAAGCCUAUAGGCAUGAUUCAUCCUUCAAAAAACAUCAGAGACAUCACACUGGAGAAAAACCUUAUGAAUGUAACGAAUGUGGAAAAGCCUUCAGCUAUAACUCAUCACUUAGUCGACACCAUGAAAUACACAGGAGGAACGCCUUCCGAAAUAAUGUGUAAAAACAGAUACUUGACAUGAGAAUAAAAGCCAAGUGUAAACUGGUGAUUUAGAAUGCUUUAAAAUUUCAGGACUCAAAUAUGAGGAACUGGUGUAAUGAUGCCAACUUUUAAUUUUUCCCAUUGUAAAUAAACAUUACAUUGACAGGUACUGACUACUAACACCUCUAUAAAAAGUACUUUACUAAAGAUUAAAAUCUGGUCCUUAAAUGAAUUCAGCAUUAUGAAAAA